Molecule: messenger RNA, 6999 nt
Organism: Didymosphaeria variabile
Lineage: Eukaryota; Fungi; Ascomycota; Dothideomycetes; Pleosporales; Didymosphaeriaceae
Gene: RLR1
Product: THO2 plays a role in transcriptional elongation
Exons: 3
Coding region: 1-6999 (2332 amino acids)
Biological process (GO): mRNA processing; mRNA export from nucleus
Cellular component (GO): THO complex part of transcription export complex
Molecular function (GO): mRNA binding
Source: RefSeq, a predicted model, not a curated record
AUGGCUCCCGCCGGCAAGCGAAAGCGCGGCGACCGCAGCUAUUCUUACGAUGAGGAGCACUCCGGCCGGCCAUCGCCGCACCGUCCCCAGAACCUCGCCAUGGCAAGUCCCCAACAGAACAACUCGCCCCGAGGCGGAAGACGGGGCAGUCGUGGGCGUGGCGGUUACAACAACAGCAGCGCACAUAACCAGAAUUUAGCGCAACAGUCUCCUACGGCCAUGGCACCGCCCGCAUAUACUCCCCAGGCAGCACCGAAGCCUGCGUCUGCUACACCUUCGCAAACGCCAGCGCCCCCGAAAGAGCCACCCUUCAAGCCAUCAGGACGCAAUGUCCCCGAAAGUAACGAGCACUUGACGCCCGAGCGGGUCGCGCGGUGGAACGCAGAAGCUCAUAAUGCCGUGGUUCAGGCUGCCGUCACAGCACAGCAGGCGGGCGACGGCUUCAAUCUCAACAUUGUCUUCUUCGAGAUCAUACACGCGGCCGGGGAGGGUCUUAUGUCUCCAGCUGAACUGGGAUCCGUUGUUCGCGAUAUCGUCACUUCCCCCACCGAUGACCUGAUCGACCCUGUUGUCUACUUCUUGGAUUGCAUAAGUUCAUACGCAGAGCUGGACCCUAAGCGCGAGGAUGUCAAAAAGACUCAGCCGAUACAGCACUUGUUGAUCGCGACGGAAAUAGACCCGAACCAGAUGCGUCGCCAGCUUGAAGAGAAGCUACUGGAGCAAACAGCACUGGUACGGCAGUCCUUCCAUGUGAAGGGAGUCCGGGCUACCACCAAAGCCAUGUACCAACAAGCGAACUACAACCUUUUACGGGAAGAGACUGAAGGUUAUUCUAAGCUCAUGACGGAAUACUUCACCACUGUCAACAGUGAGCCUCCACGUCACGACGUUGUUUCCGACACCUUCGAGCGAGUGAACGCCCUCAUCGGAACUUUUGACCUUGAUGUCGGCAGGGUACUCGACGUCACAUUGGAUGUUUUCGCGAAUCUCUUAGUGAAGCACUACCGAUUCUUCAUCAAAUACCUACGUGUCAGCACCUGGUGGCCAACGCAACUCGGUACCGAUAACGUCGAGUGGCAGGCAUCCGACGUGAAGACGUUACCCAAUUGGGCACUACCUACAUCGCCGAAUUGGUACUACACGGACGAAGAGAAGGAAGAACAGCUACGCCUUCGCGAAGCCCGGGAUGUAAAAUUUUGGCAGCGAGUGGCGGAACUUGGCGAGAGGAAUGCCAUCAAGGCAUUCUUCGAACUUGGCGCUCGUCCCAUUACACGGACGCUUCGCGAAGCGGACAAGUCGGACCCAAACGCUUCGAUCAUUGGUAAGAAGACCGCGACGCAGGAGUGGGUCGACCAAUGGAUAGCGGAUACUGGAACACUACCUCCGCUUGGGAACGAAGUCGCUGCUCAGCUUCUCGGUUUCAAGCUACAGUUCUAUGCUUCCAAUCUGCGUGAUCCUAGCGACGUCUUGCCAGACAAUCUGAUUUAUCUGGCGGCGUUGCUCAUCAAAAUCGGUUUCAUCUCCAUAACGGACCUGUGGGAACACCUAUACCCACAAGCCGCGGACUUAGAGAAGCUCCAGGUAAAGCUCAAAGCUGAGAAGGAAGAGAAAGAGGCCAAGCGGAAAGGGAAGACCGCGAAUGCCUUGACCAUGGCUGGAGCCCUUUCCGACGAUGCGCCUUCUGUACCCGCUGUAUCCCGACUUCGAGACGCCGAAAGCAAGCUAUCAUCGAAACCGGAGUCAGAGCGGAACACACCUGCUCAAAGUGAUGAAGAGCCUAAACCCGGUUUACCCGAACCCGUCGACCAGAAGGUGGCGCUGCUGCGAAGUCUUCUCUGCAUAGGUGCUAUUCCGGAGGCUCUGUUCAUCAUUGGACGUAAUAAGUGGAUGCUGGAAUUAUACCCUGACCUGCACUCGUACAUCUUCCGUCUUGCUCACCAUUCCCUCAGCAAAGUCUAUGAAUCGUCCCGGCCUGUUCCCCCUGGACAAGUACCUGUCUCUACCAAGGGUACCAUUUCGAACUCGACAACGCGCGCUAACGAUUACCUGCCGCGACGAACACUUCGAUGGGCGAAGCCUGAACUCAAGGAUGCCGGUGACGGCAUUGACUACCGGUUUUAUUGGGACGACUGGUCGGACAACGUGCCUGUCUGCCAAUCCGUGGACGAUGUCUUCCUAUUCUGUCAGUCUUUCCUUGGCUUGGUAGGGCCCGAAUGUGGGCGGGACGUUUUGCUUCUGACCAAACUUGCCCGGAUCGGAAGGAAAAGCAUUAUGGACGAUUCAUCCAACCAGAACAUGAAGCGGUGGUCGGACUUCCUCGCCACAUUCCUCGUUCCUGCUCUUACAUUUACUGGCGAGAAUCCUGGUGUCGUGAAUGAGAUGUGGGAGCUUCUCAAGCGUUUCGAUACGGCGACACGAUACACCAUCUAUCACCAGUGGGAGCAGUCCUUCAAACCUGUGAUGAAGGCGGCCUUCGCAGAGGUGAUAUAUAAGACCAACCAGAUAUUGAAUCGGGUUGCCAACACCAACACGAGGCAAAUGGGCAGAGCCAUAGCCAAGCUGGCUUGUGCUUGCCCUGUUAAGGUCUUCAAACAGACACUGGAGCGAGGGCAACAAUACCUGAACAUGAUCAAGGCUCUUGUUGAUUGUAGCCAUUAUCUCACCGAGCUAGGUUACGACUGUCUGACCUUCUCGCUUGUCAUCAACAUCACCGCGGGGAAUAGGCCGACGACUCAGAGCGAUGGGAUGCUAACAGAAGGUUGGUUGAAGAAUGCAGCAAGCUUCGUGGCUAAAGUCUACACGGCGUAUUCUAAACAUAUGGACCCCAAGCCUAUUCUGGAAUACAUCAGCACUCAACUACUCGACCGAGAGGGGGAGUUGUUUGUCAUGAAGGUUUUGGAGGAAUUAAUUACCUACAUGGGCGGUGUCAGCCUUCCUGGAGUAUUGAAAGAAGAGAGCGUCAUUGCACUCUCCGCCGGCCCUCGCUUGCGCAAAUUUACGCUCGAAAACCUAGACGAUGAGCGCUACAAAGCUAAGAUCCAGAGGCCUGCCGAGCGUCUCAUGAAUCAUUUCAGAGAAUCAGCUCUUGCGCCUCCCAUACUCAUUGCCCUUGCGGAUCAAGUACAAGCGUACCUCUACCGAGAGAAUCAGCGCAAGGUUCCUGACAAAGUCGUCUUGUUCAACUACGAUAACCUCAAGCUCAACUUUUUUCAAUUUCUCGAAUAUCUUCGUCAUCACCUCACCAUUGAAGAAUUCGACGAACAGAUUCCUGGCCUCGUCGAACUGAUGUCGGAGUAUUACUUGGACACGGAGUUUGCCUUUCAUAUUUCUCGUGACAGCAUAACCGCCAAGGCGAACGCCAUUAGGCUGCAGCCUAAAGAAGCCGUUGAGGCUAUCUCUGGUGGAGAUGCGAUCAUGGAGGACGCAACAAAGACGCGCAGCGAUUCUUCGAAGGAAAACACCCUUGUCGCCAAGAUCAAUACUGAUGAUGUCGAGAUGGGAGAUGCAGCGAGCUCUGAUACAAACAGUGGCGGGAAAGGUGACAAUCAAACAAUCACGCAUGAAGACUCGGUCACUGAUCCCAAGUCGAAUGUGGAGAUUGACACGCUGGUAUCGCAACUUCAAGCAGCUCUGCCAGAAAAGUUCGGAAAUCAUCCAUGCCCCACAUUCCUAGUCACGUUCUGGCAGCUUUCGUUGCAGCAUGUUCAAGAUCCUAAAGGUGACGUACUCAAGCAUCAAUAUCAGGAAGCUAAGGACCGUACUAUCAGAGACGCCACAGCGAACGAUGGUCGUCGCAAAGAUGUCGAAAAGAUUCGCGAGGCAAGGAAAGAGGCUGACUUGUACAUCGACGAGUUUGAAGACUUUGCCAAACAGUCUCGACUCAUUCAGUCUAGUCUGCAAGACGAGAUGCUUUUCUGGUUUCCUGACGUUCCGUCUAUGGAUCCGGGUCUACACAUGACGCUCCUGCAAGACUGCUUCCUUGCACGUGCUCGCAUGUCCUUGCAAGACGCUCAAUUCAGCGCGUCCAUGUUGUUCUUCAUGCACAAGUCUAAAGUACCGAAGUUCCGCUUGAUCAAGAUGCUAGAUGACCUUUUCAAUACUGGACGACUUUCUGCAAUGUUUUUUUCCAUGAGCGAGGACGAGUCAAAGAACAUCGGUCGCUUCAUGAACGAUAUUCUUCAAGAGCUGGGUCGUUGGCAUAGCAGCGAGCGCAUUUACAAACAGUUUGAAUGUGUGAAGGUCUUCAACGACGAAGGCCGGCCGAAAAAUCCUGACUCUUUCCUGAAGUAUUCGGAGUUCCGAUUGCUGCUAGGCAAGUGGCACAACAAGAUCCACGAUGCUCUGCACGGAUGCUUGCGACACGGAGAGCCGGGGGACAAGAGCCUCAAGACAACGGCACAGUACACUGAACUGCGGAACUCCAUCAACAUCCUGAAAGCUGUUGCUCCCUCGUUCCCUAGGAUGCGCGAAAACGCUACUUCACUCAAGGAACAGCUCAAGUACUACGAAGAUGAGAAGAAAGAAGAGAGGGCGGAUAUCCGGGUUGCAGCGAGCUCGAUACAAUUCGAGUUCCAGAAGAACGAAAAGCAACUUCGAAGCCACACCAUGUUUGUCACUGGCAAGGAAGAUCCAAAAGAGUCGACACCUGCUCGCGCUGCAACACCCGCCUCUGCGAAGACUGCUGAUCAGGAUGCUGGACUCAAGAAGCUCAGCGCUUCGGCCCAAACUUUCCAGCCGAAACCUUCAACUACUAAUGGGAUCGCCAGCUCUGCAACCGAGAAGAGUGGAUCCGAUGAACGUAAAACGCCUGCAGCAGCCUCCCACGCUGCUAGUUCACUACCACGUGUGAACGGGAACGACACUGCUCGACCUUCACGCGGAAAUGAACAACCGGCAUCCUCGCAGUAUCCAGGCAGAGACAACGUAAAGCGACUGGGCCCUGGCCCGGGCUCAACAUCCGCAAGCAACUCCCCUGUACCCCCUAGACCAGACAGCAGGGGCGGUUACCAAGCGCAACAGUCCGGCCGAGCUGCACACAAUUUACCGACAAGACCAGACACGCAGCCUCUCCGACCAAGACCGAACGAUCGUCCAAGUCAUCCUUCAGUGGAAUACAAUCAGAGCCAUGGACGCCACGACAUUCGGACUAACGGUCCAAGUGAUUAUGGACGUCUUGAGCGUCCAGGUGCUCAGCGAGGCCGCUCAGCAUCUCCUGGUCGACACUCGCGUCCAAGAUCACAAGAUAGGGGAGCGGUUGUUGGCGAGCGUCCGGACUGGGCUGGACGAGAAGCUCGUGAAUAUGACGAUCGUUCAUUACGGGUACCAUCGCGAGACGUCCGUGGUGGUCCGCCCGAUAGGAAUGCACAGUAUGGGGAUAGCGUUCGAGACCACCGGGACAGUCGCGAUCAGCGAGACUAUAGAGGGAGGGAGCCUCCGCGCGAGCGAACCGAUAGCCGAGGUCCUCCACUGUUGCCAACAACGCCAGCCGAUUCUCGAGGUCGUCUACACACUGGUUCUGGUCUGACACCGAACGAUGCACCCUCUAGUCGACGAGACACUCCUAGUCAUCACAGUGAGCGCGGACCCCUUCCGCCGCGGCCAACUGUCAACGCUGGCCCCCCAGCUCCAAGCAUCAAUCCAGCACGUGCAGCCCUGAUCGAGCAAGAAGUCGGGCUCGAACGAGGGCCACCUCCGCGAUCGGCCUACACGAAAGACGACCGUGUCAACCCCGAGCGUGCUGCACUCAUUCCGGAUGAUCGAAACAGGAACACUUCUGUGCGACCAGACCGCGAUAGUCGUGAUUCUCGAGUCCCUUUCGACAAAGAAGGAGACCGACAUGGACGCGAUGUUCGGAAUUCAUUCGCUGAAGCUGGAGAUCGCCAUGGACGCAACUCUCUUGACCCGUUUGCGAAAGAGGACCAAAGCAGAACCCCAGGUGGGAGGCCGGAGCGUGACGUCCGUCCUGAUGAACGCGACAUGCGUAGAGGUCCAACAUCAGAUCGACAUGAUGACCGCUCCACGGCUGCUUAUUACGGAAAUGACAACCGACAUAACCGUCCGGACUAUCGCGACGAGAGAUCCCAGCCUCAACCCUACCCUAGUUCUCGCGAUCGGCGUGAUGAGUUCUCUAGCAGCGCUCCCACCGGCCCACGUAGCGGGCGCGAAGGUCAAAGCUCUUCACACGUUUCCCGCGAGAUGUUCCAGCCCUCUCAGUCGUCUCGGCCUGUGGCUUCACGCCAGGAUCCAAGUUAUGGAAGGUUGAACCAACCAGCCGAAUCCAUUCCGUCAGGCCCACGCAGUAAGCCAGCCCAUCUUGAAGCUCACGUUCAGAUGCUAAACUUGCUAGACCCGUCAUCGGACAGCCGCGACGUGCGAUCACAUCCGUCGACAUCCAACCCAAACGCUGUACCAGUGGCCCCACAGACCGUAGGUGUCCACCCGAGUCGCAUGAGCAACUUUGAUGGCCCACGCGGUUCAGGCGGUCCCCUACCGGCGCCCCUACAGACAGACCUCUCAAACGCACCCAGUGGCCCUCGUGGCUCGGGACGGACACCUUUGCCCUCGCCAUCGACUCGUGUGCCACCUAGCGGUCCUGCUGGUCCCGAUCGCCACGUUCGCCGACAAGAUAGCCGCACUGCACUGGGAGCCAUCAAUAAUGUUCUCUUGCAGAGCGGGCAAUCUCAGGGCCCACCACCUGCUGCUCCUCCGCCGCCAGAGCGGUCGGGUGACCGAAGUCACCGAAGAAGUGAGAGGAGUAGAGAGGACGAGCGCAAAGGAGAUGAGCGCUCACGGGAGAAGAGGGAUAGCAGUCGGCGCGACCGAAGCGAACGUGAGCCUCGCGGCGAGCGGGACAGUUCGCAUCGCGAGAGGAGCGAUCGAGAUCGUCGAGGCGACGACCGCAGGAAGGAUGAUCGUGAGCGUAGUGAUCGCAAGGGAGAAAAGCGAUCGCGCGAGCCGACGGAUCAGCCUCAUGGAGAGACGAAACGCUCCCGACGUUGA